UGAAAUAGAGAGAGAGAGAGAGAGAGAGGGUGGGAGAGAGACAGAGAGAGCUUCGGAUGCUGCUUUAAUGGCGUUCCAGGGUUUUGGCAAGAGCUCAGGCCCUUCUGUUCGCCCAAAAUCCCAAACUCUUUUUGGAAAUCCCCCUAAAUCUCCCUCCCCUACAAACCCUUAUAGCAAUCCAACUGCUCCACUACAGCAAUUUCCAAGGCCUGCUGUAGCUCCUCGUACAAGGGAUAUUUGGCCAAACUCUCCACCACUUAAUGGUGCCGAUUCUCUAGCUCAUACGUGGCGAACGCCUGUUGCAACUUUUGUUGAUGCACGCAACACUAGAGUUAGGUUUCCAACCAAGUCUGCCAACUUGCAAGGUCCAAAGAGCAUCUCUCCUCUCUUGCUACCUCCUGCUGAAGCAUCAUUUGGGAACCCCCGCUUUUCUCAAGUUGAUACCGAAAGGGUUUUGUGGUGGACCCUGGGGCAGAGGAUUCAAUCGUCUGGAGUUGCGACAAGUCUGGGGCCUGCUGUCUCACCUCCUAGAUGGGGCAACCAGCCAAAAUCGCCUAUCAAUGUUGCUAAUUCAUCGGUCUAUAGAAGGUCCUUGACGACGGUUGCACCACAUGUUGAUGUGCAUGAUGCUGAACCCAACUUUUUGACCAAACCUGCCAGCUUUCAAGCCUCCAAAAGGAGCAGAUCGCCUUCCUUUCCAUCUACUGGUGAAGGUACCUCGGGAAACUUUCAUUCUGCUCAAGAUGAUACUGGAAGAUUGGGAACUCACACGGGUUUGCUGUUCAAUAAUGGGGCUUCUAAAGCACCACGGAGGACGCUGUCACCUCCUUUGGCUUUUGAAAGCAACCGGCCUGUGAAGGGGCAUCGUUACCCUCUUGAAGAAGCUCAGAGGCCUGCCAUAUCACCUCCGAGAUGGGGUAAUCAGCCUAUGUCUCCAGCCAAUGCUAAUUCUCAAACUCCGCUGAGUUCCUCCCCAGUUGCGCCUUAUGUUGACGCACAUGAUGCUGGAUCCAAGUUUCCAACCAAGCCUAACAACUUUCAAGUCCCGAAAAGGACCAGGUUGCCUCCUAUAUCAUCUACUGAUGAAGUUAUUUUAAGGAAGUCUCAUUUUGUUCAAGAUGAGCUGAGUUCCUCCCCAGUUGCACCUUAUAUUGAUGCACAUAAUGCUGGACCCAAGUUUGCACCUGAUGCUGGACCCAAGUUUGCACACGAUGCUGGACCCAAGUUUGCACAUGAUGCUGGACCCAAGUUUCCAGCCAAGCCCAACGACUUUCAAGUCCCAAAAAGGACCAGGUCGCCUCCUAUAUCAUCUACUGAUGAAGUUAUUUUAAGGAAGUCUAAUUUCGUUCAAGAUGAUUCUGAAAGUGAAACCCAAGCAAAGGCGAAGCGACUGGCUCGCUUCAAUGUUGAAUUAAGCCAACCAGUGCAAGGCCCACAUGAUCUUACAAGGCAAAAGCUUUCUGGGAUUAAAAACGAUCAGGCCAUGGAGAAACAGAAGUUCACUGUCAAGAACCCUGUUCAAGAAGUAGAUCUCUCAAAUGAUAGUAUUUUAUUUGACAACGAAGGGAUUGAAUCAUCUAGUGUUGUAGUUGGGCUCUGUCCAGAUAUGUGUCCUGAAUCCGAAAGGGAGGAACGUGAGAGGAAAGGAGAUCUUGACAAGUAUGAACGUGUGGAUGGAGACCGAAACCAAACAAGCAAAUACCUUGCUGUUAAGAAGUAUAACAGGACAGCUGAGAGAGAGGUAGGCCUGAUAAGGCCCAUGCCUGUCUUGCAGAAGACGGUUGAUUAUCUUCUGUGCUUGCUGGAUCAACCUUAUGAUGAUAAGUUUCUGAGGAUGUAUAACUUCUUGUGGGAUAGGAUGAGGGCGAUCCGGAUGGACCUCAGGAUGCAACACAUUUUCAACCGGAAUGCUAUAACCAUGCUUGAACAAAUGAUAAGGCUUCAUAUCAUAGCCAUGCACGAGUUGUGUGAAUACACAAAAGGGGAAGGGUUCUCAGAGGGAUUUGAUGCGCACCUCAACAUUGAGCAGAUGAACAAGGCAUCAGUUGAAUUGUUUCAACUGUAUGAUGACCAUAGGAAGAACGGAAGCAGUGUACCUACAGAGAAAGAGUUCCGGGGUUAUUAUGCACUUCUCAAGCUGGACAAACAUCCUGGGUACAAAGUGGAACCUGCAGAGCUUUCGCUUGAUCUUGCCAAGAUGACUCCAGAUAUAAGAUGUACACCAGAAAUUUUAUUCACACGUGACGUAGCAAGAGCUUGUAGAACAGGUAAUUUCAUUGCCUUCUUUCGUCUUGCAAGGAAAGCGACAUACCUUCAAGCGUGUUUGAUGCAUGCUCACUUUUCAAAGUUACGAACCCAGGCGCUUGCUUCUUUACACAGCGGUUUACAGAAUAAGCAAGGAAUCCCCAUCAAACAAGUUAUAAACUGGCUUGGCAUGGAGGAAGAAGAUAUUGAAAGCCUUUUAGAAUACCAUGGGUUCUCAAUAGAUCACUACAGAGAUGUAUAUAUGGUGAAAAGAGGCCCAUUUCUUAACAGUGACAUGGAUUACCCGACUAAGUGCUCACAGCUUGUUCACCUGAAGAAGUCAGAAAGGAUUAUUGAUGAUGUGUCUUCCGGACCGGCAUUAUCCUCCCCCAGGGAAAGAAGAAAGAUUUUGCUAGAUAUGGUGGAUGAUUUUGCUCGGAAAGAAGCAAGUUCCAGUCUCAGUGAACCAGAAACCUGGGUUGAUGCUAUUGAUGAAGAUAUGCCUGAUUUUGAAGAUAAUUCUUUUUCUCAAGACAAUCACCAAGUCCAGCUGUUUCUUGAAACACCUACUGGUCAGGAUGCUGAAAACAACGCCGAAGUGGCUGAAUUGCACUUCUUGCCAUCAGAAUCAUUAGACUGUUAUCCACCACAUGUGGUUGUUGACACGGUCAGUGACUCAGCUGCUGAUGUACUAGUAGGAAGCUCAACAAACAAAAAUCUACAUUACCCACAUAAGGCAAUGCUUCCACAAACUGCGACGGGAAGGCCUUUGCAAUUUGAGACAUCUAUGGUGGAAAAAACAGUACCCCAAGAAGUAAUGACCAGAGAUCAAGGAAAUGAAUCUAUGAUGCUCUGUCAAAGGGAUGAAGCUGCUGCUGCUGCGAAACUUAAACUGAUGCUGAGGAUAUGGAAGCGGAGAUCGCUGAAGCUGAGGGAGAUUCGUGAGCAGCGCCAGUUGGAAGCAACUGCUGCAUUGAAUUCACUGUCACUGGGAGUGCCGAUCCUGAAAGAUGAAGUGCAACGGAUCCAUGCCACUGAGCUCAACAUCGAUCGUGUUGUGAGGGAGAGGCUUGACAGACAUGUGAAAUCAUGGUCUAGAAUGAAUGUUUCUGAAGUGGUGGUGCAGAUAUUAGGAGAAAGAAAUCCAGAUGCUAAGUGCCUCUGCUGGAAACUGAUCGUCUGUUCUCAGACGAAUGAUAGUGGAGGACACAAAUCGAUGCAAAAGAACCAAACUAAUAAUGUGGCAGGCACGUGGUUGCUCUCUAAGCUCAUGGGUAUUAGAAGUGAAGAUGAUGAUGAACUGGCAGUCUGUUCUUCAGGCCUGUCGAUAUGGAAGAAGUGGGUUCUUAGCCCUCAAAUUUGCUGUUUGUCUGUUAUUAGACAUGUUGCAUUUGAUGGUAACAGGCCGGUUGCAGCAGAUGAUGUGGUUACUGGUGCAGGUGCCGUUCUAUUUCUUGUAUCGGAAAGCUUACCUUGGGAUCUUCAACGAACUCGACUGCACAACCUUUUAUCAUCACUACCUCCUCUCUCUGGAUUGCCACUUCUGAUCUUAACCAGUGGGGUACAUGAAGAUGAGGUUUCCGAUCCUUCCCUUACCAUCGUUAACAGACUGAGCCUCAAUGAUGUUGAUAAAAGAAGGAUAAGUACUAUCUCGAUUGUCUUUCUUGUUGGCAACCAGGCCCCACAAAAUCAAAAUGGGUUUUUGAGCGACAAUUAUUUAAGAGAGAGUCUGCAAUGGCUAGCGAACCAGUCGCCCGUGCAGCCAGUUCUUCGUAAGGUUAAGACGCGCGAUCUGGUUCUGGGAUACUUGGGUUCUUCACUAGAGGUUCUUGACAACAUGAAAAUUUCUGAAGUGGGUCCGGACCACUGCAUCUGGGCCUUCAAUGAUGCAUUGGAUCGUUCAUCAGAAGAUAUUGCCACUGCAGGAGAUAUGAAUCCUGCCCAUUGGCCAAGUCCCGAGAUUGAUUUGCUUGAUGAAUUCAGCGAUGAGCGUAGAGCCACAAACUCAUCCUUACCAAACAUCAGUUGGAGCUCCAGUGCAAGGAUCAAAUCAACAAUAAGCACGAUAAAGUGUUGCAAACUUCCAUGUUUUGCCACCGACUUGUCGUGGCUAAAUCAAGGUUCAGAUAUGGGCAAGGAGAUCCCGAACCAGAAAUUGGCACUUGAAAAGUGCUUAACAAGGUAUCUGACAGAAGCAAGUAAAAUGAUGGGCGAGGAGUUAGCGGCAAGGGAAGCAUAUGUGAUGCUGCAGAAGGGCGCUGGCCUCAAGGUCGAUGGUUUGAGAUAUCAAAUCAUUCCAAGAUGGGCAGUUAUUUUUCGGCGGGUUUUCAACUGGCGGUUAAUGAAUCUGAUCAGAAGGCCGUUCUCGGAAGCUUAUGUUUUGGAGCACUCGAGUAGGCCUAGCGCGAAACCAUCCAAUCCAAGUAACAUAUUUACACCUUUGAAACGAGGUGGGAGUGAGUCUGAUUUGAGUGCCGAUAUGUGGCCGGUGCACCAUGUUUCAACUGAACUCUCCCUUGAUGAAAUGGUUGAAGUUAGCUGCAGGCAUCCAUUUGGGAGGCCCAUCUCAGUUUCUUUGGUCUCUCAAUCUCCCAAGGGAACUGUCAACAAAGGCGGUGAAGUAUCGGAGACUAUCCAUGAUUCUCCCGAGGAUGUUGAAAUUGGCAAUGAUUCUUUAUUUAACAAGCGGCGAACUAGUAGUGCAGUUGUAUUGAAGACGAAAGAGGGUGACAAGUUAAGCAUGUUGUUGGAGCAGUGUAAAAUGUUGCAAGACAAGAUUGAUGAUAAGCUCACUAUAUAUUUCUGAUAGCCUAAUUGUCAUCUGCUUCUUUGUAUCUUUGCCAGAGAGUUUGUUUGUAUCAUGAAGAAAUGACAGGCCGCGUUGAGGAACAGAAUAAUGGAUGUUGAUUCCAUGGUUCGGUAA
Messenger RNA from Magnolia sinica, 5167 nucleotides. RefSeq names its product SAC3 family protein B. Gene Ontology annotation, biological process: mRNA export from nucleus. Lineage: Eukaryota; Viridiplantae; Streptophyta; Magnoliopsida; Magnoliales; Magnoliaceae. Bases 68 to 5050 code for a protein of 1660 amino acids. The record is from RefSeq and is a predicted model, not a curated record. Gene Ontology annotation, cellular component: transcription export complex 2; nucleus; cytoplasm. The transcript has 16 exons.